Messenger RNA from Ricinus communis (castor bean), 2104 nucleotides. RefSeq names its product alpha-dioxygenase 1. Gene Ontology annotation, biological process: response to oxidative stress. The coding region runs from base 99 to 1952 and encodes 617 amino acids. The record is from RefSeq and is a predicted model, not a curated record. Gene Ontology annotation, molecular function: heme binding; oxidoreductase activity, acting on single donors with incorporation of molecular oxygen, incorporation of two atoms of oxygen; peroxidase activity. The transcript has 10 exons. NCBI's taxonomy places the organism in Eukaryota, Viridiplantae, Streptophyta, Magnoliopsida, Malpighiales, Euphorbiaceae.
AUCUAUAAAUAGGUGUAAAAUUGUGUUAUAAAACAAAAGAGUCAAUAGAGCUUCUAAAAGAGAGAGUGCGUGUGAGUGUGUGUUUGUUUUCAUUAGUAAUGUCGUCUAUGAAGUCUCUGAUAAGUUCUUAUUUGCAUCGUUUCAUCCAUGAAGAUUUCCACGCAGUUGUUGCCAGGAUGACCAUCUUAGAUACUUUCCUUUUCCUUAUUGUGCACUCCAUUGAUAAGCUGGGGAUAUGGCCUAAAUUACCCGUGUUUUUAGGUCUGGUGUACCUUGCUUUACGCCGGCAUCUUCACCAGAAUUAUAGCCUACUCAACGUUGGUAAGACUCCGGUUUUCAAUGACGUUGCUAGUAGCCAAGAAAGUUUCUUUGGCCGGAAUAUGCUCCCUGUUGAUCAGAAAGAUAAGUUGAAGAAGCCAGAUCCGAUGGUGGUUGCUACAAAAUUACUAGCAAGGAGAAACUUUAAAGACACAGGAAAGCAGUUCAACAUGAUAGCUGCUUCUUGGAUUCAGUUUAUGAUCCAUGAUUGGAUUGAUCACUUGGAGGAUACCAACCAGAUUGAGCUGAUUGCUCCCAAAGAAGUAGCAAGUCAAUGUCCCCUUAAGUCUUUCAAGUUCUAUCAGACUAAGGAAGUUCCCACCGGAUUCUAUGACAUCAACACUGGUGCACUCAACAUUCGCACUCCUCGGUGGGAUGGAAGUGCUAUAUAUGGUAGCAACUCUGAAUGGCUGCAUAAAGUGAGAACAUUUAAAGAUGGAAAGCUGAAAAUAUCAAAAGAUGGGCUUCUCCUCCAUGACCCAAACGGUAUUGCUGUUUCUGGAGAUGUUCGCAAUAGUUGGAUUGGUGUCUCCACUCUGCAGGCCCUCUUUAUUAAGGAGCAUAAUGCAGUGUGCGAUGCUCUCAAGAAGGAGUAUCCAGAUUUAGAUGAUGAAGAAUUAUAUAGGCAUGCAAGAUUAGUGACUGCUGCUGUAAUUGCCAAAAUUCAUACCAUUGAUUGGACUGUAGAACUUCUGAAAACUGAUACAUUAUUAGCAGGAAUGCGUGUCAACUGGUAUGGGUUGUUGGGAAAGAAAUUUAAGGACACAUUUGGGCACAUUGGAGGAGCAAUUUUUGGAGGUGUUGUGGGUCUAAAGAAACCAGAAAAUCAUGGUGUCCCAUAUUCAUUGACUGAAGAAUUUGUUAGCGUUUAUAGAAUGCACUCGCUACUACCUGAUAAUUUUAUUCUCAGAGAUGUUUCAGCUGAACCUGGUGUCAAUAAAUCUCCAACACUAAUUAAAGAAAUUCCUAUGCAAGACCUCAUAGGCCUAAAAGGAGAAAAGGAACUAUCAAAUAUUGGAUUCACUGCACAAAUGGUCUCACUGGGUCACCAAACUUGUGGGGCUUUAGAAUUAUGGAACUACCCAAUGUGGCUUAGAGAUAUUAUACCACAAAACAUUGAUGGAAGUGAAAGGAUUAAUCAUGUGGACCUAGCAGCUCUUGAAGUUUAUAGGGAUAGAGAGAGGAAAGUUGCAAGGUAUAAUAAUUUCCGCAGGUCCCUAUUGUUAGUACCCAUAACUAAAUGGGAGGAUCUAACGGAUGACAAAGAAGCUAUUGAAGUUCUGAGUGAGGUGUAUGGUAAUGAAGUUGAGGAACUUGAUCUUUUGGUGGGUCUCAUGGCUGAGAAGAAGAUCACAGGAUUUGCCAUUAGCGAGACUGCUUUUGUCAUAUUCCUCCUUAUGGCAACUAGGAGACUAGAAACUGACAGAUUCUUCACAAGCAAUUUCAAUGAAGAUACAUAUAGAAAGAAAGGACUUAAAUGGGUGAAUACCACAGAAAGUUUAAAAGAUGUGAUUGAUCGUCACUAUCCAGAAAUGACAAAGAAAUGGAUGAAUUCUACAAGCGCAUUCUCUGUUUGGAACUCACCUCCUAAUGCUCAUAAUUUCAUUCCUCUUUAUCUACGUCUUCCAAAGUGAUUGAAACUCAAAUCAUUUAGAAAUUCAAGUGUGUGGCCUAUGUACUAAAUAAUCUUAUAUUCAUCAUCUUCAUGCGAUGAUGAGGUACCAACACUAAUGAUGAUGUACUCUGUUUCAAAAUUUUAUUGCUACGUAUAUGCCUUUGAGAUUAA